Baudoinia panamericana UAMH 10762 is the source of this 2439-nucleotide messenger RNA. RefSeq lists its product as uncharacterized. Gene Ontology annotation, molecular function: protein tyrosine phosphatase activity. NCBI's taxonomy places the organism in Eukaryota, Fungi, Ascomycota, Dothideomycetes, Mycosphaerellales, Teratosphaeriaceae. The annotation marks the transcript as partial. Gene Ontology annotation, biological process: protein dephosphorylation. The transcript has 5 exons. The record is from RefSeq and is a predicted model, not a curated record.
CACUCCUCCUCCUCGCAAACCACCAACCCCAAGACGCCCAGCCCCAAUUACUUCGGCUUCCAAGGCGACGACACCAGCUCCUUCCUUCGAGACUCGCCCCACCACACCAAAACGAACUGGAGCCCGCCUUCCUCCGCCGUCCGCUCCACCGCCGCCGCUUCCCCGUCCAUCGUCCCCGUCGACCAGAACCCGGAUUUCGAUGCCUUCCGCCGACACUCGGAGGGAAAAGCGUUUAACCUCGGCGGCUUGGGCGGGAACUUCAAGAUGAACGCUCCGCCCCCGGCUGCUGCUGGCGGCCUGAGGCCGAAACCGGGUCGAACGGCGAGCAAGAUGUCGACGCCGUCCGAGCCGCGCAAUGUCCCGCCCGUGACCAAGGUGCGCUCGAAAGAACUCUUGGACCCGAACACCGCCGAGCUGGCACGCUCGCCCAAGAGGGUCCUCUCCCCCGGUUCGGCGGCGCAGUUGGAGCCGACGCGGAAGGGCUCCCCGGCGAACUUUGGCGAUGCGGAGAGGCCGUCCAGUCAACCACGCUUUCAAUUGCCGCUCGAUAAUCCGAGUGGCCCGCAGGGCUUCUCGCAUCAGCCGAAACGGUCGGAGACGUUGCCUGCGUCCACCCCGAGCGAGGCGGAGCAGUUGAUGGUCACGCCGCAGCAUGUCGUUACGCUGAUGGAUUCGAAGACGGAGGAUAUAUUAUUGCUUGAUCUGCGGGUGUCGACGCAGUACGCUGUGUGUCAUGUUGCUGGGGCAUUGAAUUUGUGUAUACCGACGACGCUACUCAAACGACCGUCAUUCAAUGUGCAGAAACUGGCGGAGACGUUCAAGGAUGAAGAGCAGCGGCGCAAGUUCGAGCACUGGCGGAGUAGUGGCUACAUCAUCGUCUAUGACGCUUCAUCGGGGCAACUGAAAGACGCGCAGAUCUGCCUGAAUAUGGUGAAGAAGUUCCAGAACGAGGGAUACGAGGGGACGCUACAUAUCGUCAAGGGAGGCUUUGCCGCUUUCAGAACCGCCUUUGCCGCUUACACCGAGGCGGGUGUCGACUCCGCCAAGAACGCUGAUGAGCUCGACACCCUACCUGUGGCGGGCGGUUGUGUGAUGCCGUCGACUGACAAACCCGCCAAUCCCUUCUUUGGCAAUAUCCGCCAGAAUAUGGAUCUCAUUGGUGGGGUCGGGCAGAUACCGCUCAAACAUCCUACCAAAACUAGUCAAUCGGCUGAAGACGAUUUUCCGGACUGGCUUCGCAGCGCGGCGGAUGAUGGCGAUCAGGGGCAGAAGGUCAGUAAGAAGUUUGAGGCGAUUGAGCGGAGGGAGAAGAAGCGGAUGGAGGAUGCGCUGUCGGGCAACGUUUCGUACAACAACACCACCACUUCCUCCCCUCGACCUCGCAGCGGUGGAGAUGGCAGUAAUAAGCAGCAGCAGCAGCAGCAGAAGGGUGUCGUGCACCAGAUCGCGGGCAUCGAGAAGGGGAAUAAGAACCGGUAUAACAAUAUCUGGCCUUUUGAGCACACGCGGGUCAAAUUGCAGGGCGUGCCGAAGGCCGGGUGUGAUUACUUCAAUGGCACGUUUGUCCAGGCCGGGUGGAGUCAUAAGAGGUAUAUUAGUACACAGGCGCCUAUCCCUGCCACUUUUAACGACUUCUGGAACGUCAUCUGGCAACAAGACGUCCGCGUCAUCGUCAUGCUGACCGCCGAAAAGGAAGGCGCGCAGGUGAAGGCGCAUAAUUACUGGGAUGCCAAGACGUACGGACCUUUACGCCUCGAGUUCUUGAGCGAGAAACGGGCGUCUCUGGAACCGGCGCGGAUCCAUAACAGCCAGCGCCUCGCCGCCAAACGGCCGGGGACGGUCAAGCGGGCUUCGACUCGAUCCAGUCAUCCGCAGAUCCCGUUGGCGACUAUCGACGGGAAGGAGGAGAAGGCGGGCGAGCAACCGUACGUGAUCGUGCGGAAGUUCACGCUGGCGCAUGAGCGGCAUCCCUUCGAACCCAUGCGCGAGAUCACCCAACUCCAAUACUCCUCCUGGCCGGACUUUGGCGCGCCCGCGCACCCGGCGCAUUUGCUCGGGUUGGUCGAGCAGACGGAUGCGGUGGUGCGGGCUUCGAAUCGGGAUAAAAGGGAAAGGGAGCCAGAGGGCGAAGGCGAGCGGCCGAUUUUGGUCCAUUGUUCGGCCGGGUGCGGACGGACGGGGACGUUUUGUACGGUCGAUAGUGUGAUUGAUAUGCUCAAGCGGCAGCGUAUCUCGCAGGAGGGGAAGGGGAAGGGUGGUGGUGCCGGCAGGGAGAGGGAGAGGCGGGAGGAAGUGGACGGGGCGUGGGUGUUGGGUGGGGAUGUGGAUUUGGUGGAGAAGACGGUCGAGGAUUUCCGCCUGCAGCGCUUGAGUAUGGUGCAGAGUCUGCGCCAAUUUGUGCUGUGUUAUGAGAGUGUUAUGGAGUGGCUUGUUGAGCAG